Messenger RNA from Iphiclides podalirius (scarce swallowtail), 678 nucleotides. The record is from the annotation of a GenBank genome assembly. Lineage: Eukaryota; Metazoa; Arthropoda; Insecta; Lepidoptera; Papilionidae.
AUGCCGCUUCUGGAUAUAACCAAUCCGGCGGUGAUAAUAUUCCUCAUCGAGAACUAUGAAAAGGAGAACAGGCUGCGGUUGAAUUGGAUACACAAGCACCGAGAGCAGAUACAGCAGGCGGCGACCCUGAACAGGGAGCCCACCAACUACUUCGAAGCCGACGUCAUCGCUCAGAACAUGAUCGGUGGGCUCGCGACCACGAAGAGGGAUCACGUAGUAGCUGGAUACAACAGACGGCGGACGCCUUUACGCGACGGUAGGUUCAUACCGGGCGUCGAAAAUCUACGUCGCGGGCAUUCGAUAGCGGACGUCGGCUUAGGCGACCCGUUGUGCGACCCACGACUCAAAAGGCCCGACGGCGACCUCUCGAUAGACCCGAUAAUGCGUCCCGUCGACGAGCGGGUGAAGCGGAUCGUGUACAAGCGGCGGCCGGAGUUUGGAAAGGAUCAGUACCUGAAGACGCGCUCGAAGACCUGGCCGGAGGAGAAGUACUAUUUCGCCGAGUGCUCGAACUGGGACUACGGCUGGCGAAUGAGGGACAGCGCCCUACAUCAGAAGCCCUCGUAUGGCAGAUGCUGGCAUCUGACCCGCGAGCUGCGCUCUCGCGUGGGGCCGCAACCCGAUCCGCCCCAUUACAAGUCGUCGGAGCAUUGCGGUCCCUCGAAAUUCGUCAGCUUG